Anguilla rostrata (American eel) is the source of this 6565-nucleotide messenger RNA. RefSeq lists its product as uncharacterized. Lineage: Eukaryota; Metazoa; Chordata; Actinopteri; Anguilliformes; Anguillidae. Gene Ontology annotation, biological process: protein homooligomerization. Bases 514 to 2475 code for a protein of 653 amino acids. The record is from RefSeq and is a predicted model, not a curated record. The transcript is spliced from 2 exons. Gene Ontology annotation, cellular component: membrane.
GACUGUGAUAUUGUUAUCAUGGACCGCAGAGCAAUUGUGUUAUAUACUUGACAGUUCACUGAUACGGAGGGGAUCUACUAAGGGACAAACUACUCUCUCGAGAAAUAAAAGCUCCAAUUUAGGUUGGCGUUCCGUUUGGCUAUUUGGAAAGAUACCCUCAUUAUGCGAAAAAGCAAACCGUUUGAUAAUAGGCUACUACUUUUUUAUAUGUUGCUUAUUGGACACGUAGCCUACUUCACAGCUUUAUUGGUGAUCGGUCAAAAGGGAAAACCUCGGUCUAAUCACAACAGGAAACAUUUUUUUUUUAUCAGGGACGGUGUCAAUUCCAAUGAUUGUGGGAAAUUGUGUCAAUGAAAACCCCUCCCUCAGUGUUCACUGUUCAGUGCGCACCCGAACAUUUAAAUAGCUACGAGCCGCUCUCGCUCUGUCAGUAGAAGGACUAGGGUCUUGGAGUUACUUCAAACGAAUCGAACGGAGAAGGCGUCGCAUUCAGUAAAACAGUCAAGUGCAGCGAUGAGGGGACUCUCAUCACACCUGGCCCUGCUGUGGCUGGCCCUCCUGCUGCUGCAGGGUCACCUGGGCCUGGCCAAGCGUGGAGGAGGAGGGGGGUUCAAGUCCAGCCUCGGCUUUGGGAAGAAGCCCUCUUCAUCCAGCAGGCCAAGCUCGGGAGGAUCGUCGUCACGUAAACCAGGGCAGGGCACGCACUCCCAGGCAGGUAACUACCCCCGGCAACCACAGAAUCCCAAUCGAAACCCUGCGGGGGGAUACCCGGCAGGGGGAGGGUACCCGCCCGCCGGGGGAUACCCCAACCAAUAUCCAGGUCAAGGGGGUGUAAAGCCGGGGGGAUAUCCUAACCAAAACCCUGCAGGAGGCUACCCAGCUGGUGGAGGUUACCCAGCGGGUGGAAGUUACCCAGCGGGUGGACGUUAUCCGGCUGCAGGAGGUCAACCAGCUGCAGGGGGUUACCCAGCGGGUGGAGGUUACCCAGCGGGCGGAAGUUACCCAGCGGGUGGACGUUAUCCGGCCGCAGGAGGUCAACCAGCUGCAGGGGGUUACCCAGCUGGUGGAGGUUACCCAGCGGGCGGAAGUUACCCAGCGGGUGGACGUUAUCCGGCCGCAGGAGGUCAACCAGCUGCAGGGGGUUACCCAGCGGGUGGAGGUUACCCAGCGGGCGGAAGUUACCCAGCGGGUGGACGUUAUCCGGCCGCAGGAGGUCAACCAGCGGGUGGAGGUUACCCAGCUGGUGGAGGUUACCCAGCUGGUGGACGUAAUCCGGCUGCAGGUUACCCAGCGGCAGGUGGCUACCCAGUCAGAGGAGGUAACUACCCAAAUCAGCAUGGGGGUGGAGCAUAUCCUGGGGGUUACCCAAACAGAGGCGGGGCAGGAUGGGGACAGCAGGGGGGCUAUCCCGGAGGGGGAGGAGGAUACCCUAACUGGAACCCUAACAACAACAUCCUGAGCCCACGUUACGGGGGAGGGUACGGGUAUGGGGGCGGAGGGUACGGCAGGGGAGGUUCUCCCUUCUCACGUUCCGUGCAGGGCAUGGGCUACGGCCCCUCUGUGAAGUCCAAGGGCUUCGGAAAGCAGGCGGCCAUGGCGGCGGGCAUAGGGGCGGUGGCAGGCAUGGCGGUGGGCUAUGGCCUCGGCCGCUUCCCCCGCCCACACUUCAACUUCCACAACCCCCAGGAGGAGCAAUACUACAACCAGUACAUGUACCGCCGCUACGGCACGCGCUCCACCGACAAAAACGACUACGGCCGCGACUACCAAUUCAAGCAGCCUCCGCAGUCCUACGACAAGUACAUGGACACCUGCAUGAAGAGGACCGACCUGCUGGGAAGCCAGAGCGCGCCGGCCCAUUCAAACAUACAGGGGGACGAAGGAAGAGCACUGGCCCAUUCAAACAUACAGGGGGACGAAGAGAAAGCACCGGCCCAUUCAAACAUACAGGGGGAUGAAGGGGGAGCACUGGCCCAUUCAAACAUACAGGGGGACGAAGGGAUAGCGGCGGAGACAGAUGGCCCCCAGGGUGAUGAUCUGAAUGCGGGCGAGGGCGUUGGCAGCCUCACCACCCCAGAGCUUGCGGCGGCUAACGGUACGGCUAAUGGCACAGCUAACAGCACGGCUAGCGACAGCGUCACGGUGGGCAGCCAGCUCAGCCCUACCACGGCGCCGCCCGUGCUCACAGCUACCGGCGAGAAGAAGGACGGCAGCGACGGUGGCACUGACGGUGGAAACGAUGACGACACGGUAGGCAUCAUGGAGAUCGGGUACCCGGAGCUGAUCGAGCAGCUCAAGGCCCGACGCUGUGUGGAACUCUACAUGGUCUACUCUGAGGCCUACCUGGAAAAACAGACCAGCGAGCGCACCCGUGCCACUGGGAGCGGGGAGAUCCAGCGCCCCCUCUGUCAGGGCCUGGUACUGCUCCUCACCACCACCCUCAUGGUCCUGAGCAGCACGCUCUUGCUGCAGUAAGAUACGGGCGUGGGUACUGCAGGGGUGAGUGCGAAUGGGACGCAGCUGUGCAGGCACUUGUACGGACACCUAGGUAAGGGACUCCCUCAACCCUACGAAAGUCACGUGGCUCAGGACACUACGUUUUAUUUUUAUUCAGGUUUUUUUUUUUUUUUUUUAGUGUCUAGCUGUCCCACCCAGAAGUGUCAUGUUUUAACAAUAUUAACUUGUCUGCUACUGAUUCACCGUAGCACUCUGUGACCAGCUCAUCCAAAGCACUGAACCUAACAGCACUCGGUAAGGCACGUUACUUUCAUGCAUGUGCAUGACUAUUAUGCUGUACUUAUUAUUUCAGGAAGUACAGGCCAGACCUGAUUCUGAAAUUAAUUUGUAUAGAUCUUUUUCUUCCUGGAGUUGACUAAUGAUAUUUGGAAGAUUUUCUCUUUUUCAUUUGUUGGCAAGUUUUUCAAAGCUCAUGCAACUACAGAAAACAACUUGUGAUUCACAUAAAAAGUGAGCAUCAUACAAAAGUAGGUCACACUUUUCAAUAAUAAAAAUUGGAAAUGCACAUCUCACUCAAUUUAUUAAUUUGCAGGCAACUUAAGACCCAUGCACCUCAGAAAUGCUCAAUACAGUGGAGAAAGCACUUUAACUCAGAGAUUUAAAGCUGUCACAAAGUUCAACACGUUUGCCAAAUUUGGAGCUUCUAUGACCAACACGCAGGGAGAAAUGGAUUGUCACCACGUUCGCGAAUAUUAGCAGUGGGCAAUAUGGCUAUCACAUGACCCGACACGUUUUGUGCCACAUAUCUGAAGUAGGUAACAAUUUCAACCUCUUUGCCAAGUUCUAAAAUGACAUAAUCACCAGAUCAGGAGUAAUUAUAUCAAACCGAAAAAAAAAAAACAGGUUCACCUGAUGUUUGGUGUGAUGUAUACAAAGGGAAUCCGGUUUUAGAACUCUUUGCAGUGUUUGAAAGUUGUGCGUGUGCAAGAUCAAGCAAAAUAAACUAACAUUGUUGUUUUUUUUUAAAUGGAGAAUGCACCAUGCCCAAUGUGACUGAAAAAUCUCUACAGCAACAAAUUUAUGUACAAGACCUUGAUGCCAAUGGCAAGUAGAAGCAGCAUAAGUUGUCGUCAUUAGACAGAAUAGACGUUGCUUUUAAUUUGAAGUGAAUUACAACUGAGUGAAUUUUCUAGAAUCCACUGCCAGUUCCUGUUUGUGGAAGUGGAGAGUCUGAGAUAUCAUUGGUCUUAGAUAUCCAUGCCAUACUCUCAUCAUAGGACUUAGAGAUUAAAUGCCACUUCAGCAGCUUAUUUCUGACGGUUAAUAAUAGAUCCAUGGAGGGAAGGUAUUUUUUUCCUGAGCUGCAACCUUACCUUGGAUCUGCUAUGGUAUGCGUGUGCUGUGUAUACUGUAUGUCGUAUGAGCUGUCAGUAAGGGAAGAAAAUAUUUUGUGUUGUGUCGUUUUUACUGAAAGACGAAGCUUUAUUGUACUACUGAUAUGGACAGGUGGGAAUAUCUGCAUUGCAUGUUGAUAAUGUGACUGAGGUUGUGUAGCUGAGGUUAAAUGUUCUGUCUGUUGGCACACAACAAAACCACAUUGUUACACUGAGAUGCUGAUCAUACUGUACAGAAAAAAAACAUUUAGUGGACAAAUGGAUGAAAGAGCAAUCCCUAGCUAACCGCUAUAACCUAUAUAUUAUGCUUAAACCUGUAUGUAUAGAGAAAUAUACUGGAAUAUAUAGUGGCACUGUAUACAUGCGUACAAAUACUCAUUAUGCAAGUUUUUACAUCACUGCAAAUGGAAAAAAAUACAUUAAUGCCUGAAUCGCACUGCAUAUAUUUUAUGCCUUUUUAUUUUCAUUAGUCUAAGUAAGACCUUAUCAACCCUCUUUCAAGAAGCUAAACUUAAGGCCAGCUGGCUACCUUUGAAUCUGGAAAUUAUUAUCCUGGAGAAACAAAAUGAAGUCUCCUCUGUGUGUAACAUUUAUUCUUGGGAAUGAAAGUGGAGAAGAUGCACUCCAGGUAAAUUUGUAAGCCGCAAUCUAGUAUCCAAAUAUUCUGACCACACUUUUUUUUUUUUUACCAGCUUUGUCUAAAACUCCAUUACUUUGUGUGCAUAAGACUGACUGCAGUGAGACUGCCAUUCAUUCAUAGUUUUUGGAUUAUAGCAGCUACUGGGCUGUUAUUUUCUGAAGGAAUUUUAUAUUCUUUAAUGUUGAUGACAAAAACUGGAUUUUUAUUAAUUUUUGUUGAAGUUAUCGAUUAGCAAUCUCACAAUUCCAAAUUUGCAAAUGUUCAGAUGUUGAGUGAAAGUUCCAUCAUCUCCAUGGUUACAGCACACCAAGGUAGGUUAUCGGAGGCACUUAGAAUAGUCCUCCACCAUAUCAGCGUUCCACAUUCCUCCACCGCCCGUGAGUUAGUGCCGUCACGUUAAGAGGACAGGGCAUUUCACGGCAAGUCUGAACCUAAAUGUGGUGGCUCACGAUCAGUACAACAGUUUACACUUUUUUAAUGAACCGGUUACAGUUGCAAAAGCUUUCAUAUUAGAAGAAACCGCAGGAAUAUUUUCAAUUUCUAAAGUGUUGUUUCGUAGUGCAUUUGGUUAUAAUUUCAUCAUUUUAACGGAUUUCCAUUUUGUUAUUUACUCACCACUUAAUGGAUUCCAAUGUACACUGUAGACUGCAUUAACACUCUUGAAGUUGCAUGUGCUGAUGCACGCACCCACAGGAAACAGGAUAAUGAUAUUAUUUCUUAAACCCUUUCAACGUUAUUUUCCUCUCUUGCCUCGCUCUCUCUAUUCCAGGGUGUAGAUUGCAAGUAGAUUGCAAGUGCUCUUACUUUUUGAGACUUUCCUCUGGUUCAUGUUUAUUGAUAAAUGGGUAUUGUGAUGCCCAAGGCCUUUUUUCCUACAUUGGGCUUACGAGUUAUAUACCGUAGCUAAGUGUAUAUAAAGUGUGUAUUUGCAGUGUUUUUUGCAGAAAAUGUCAGUCACUGAUACAAGGCAGGCAAGGAGACGCUCAUAAAUUAUUUGACUAGCAUUUCCAACUCCUUUUUAUACAAAAGGGGGGGAGGGGGGUCUUCCAACCUCUGCUUGUGUAUUGAUAAAAAUGUAGAGUAACAUGAUACAGGCCAUUGUAUCAUCAGCUUGUCUAAAUUGCUUUAACAGCUGAUUAUUCGCAUGUACUCAAAAUAGUGCUUAUGUGGUAAAGUGUCUGUCAGGCGUUCCCAGCAGCAUAUUUUGCGCUGGGAACGAGUUUGUCGACGGCACCUCUAAUUUAUUGUCAUUGCGAUCAGCGCAGUUCACCGAUAAAUGAAAGCCACGAAUGUGUGGUUAAUAUUGCACUACUGGAUGUUAAUGCCUGCUGCAUUUUGUAGCCUAACGGGGAACUAAUGCAGUUCAAAUGAUUGUUCCAGAAAAGGCUUAAUUUUGUCAUGAAAAAUAUACAGUAAUUUAAAGUUGAGGUAAGGUUAAGGUUUUGAAUAACGUAGUGGAAUCUAAUUUAGAAAUUUGAUAAUAUUUGUGAUUAUGUACAGAUGACUUUGAAAGCAGAAAUGUUAAAUAUGUAUGUCAUGAGUGCAGAACUCAUGUAAGUUGAAGUUGAACUGAAAUGUAGUCUUCUGUACACCCAAAGCAACUUAAAAAAAUUAACUACUGAAGUUGUAUUCCAGUGAACUAAGACUAACUGUCUUGCUUCUUAGUGCAUCAAGAGUAGUUGCAUUUUGGUAGCCCUACAGGCGGUGAACUUAACUAUAGCUUAUUUUGGCCUAACACUGGAGUUGCUAGGGGAUGUGGCAUCACACUUUACCCGUGUAUUUGUCUAACUGAAAGCCAGAAAACCGUGGCUGAACUGCUAACCGUGUUGUUGAAAUGUAAACGCGAUCAUCUUUAUGAAAAUUAACGAUGUACGAUAAAUUGUAUGUUCUUUCACUUGCACCUUAAUUUUCAUUCAAGUAGAAUGUGUAUAUGUACAUACUGAACGUGUAUUCUACACACCGUAGGCCCUGAGUGUGUGUUUGCAAUUUACCCCGACUGCUCAGUCUGUGACUCUGUAAACUGCUCUCCUGUCUGUGAACACAAAUAAAUAUGUUAUGGAUUUUAGAGCAAUAA